Candida albicans SC5314 is the source of this 4263-nucleotide messenger RNA. RefSeq names its product cleavage/polyadenylation factor CFT1. The record is from RefSeq and is a predicted model, not a curated record. The coding region runs from base 1 to 4263 and encodes 1420 amino acids. Gene Ontology annotation, cellular component: nucleus; mRNA cleavage and polyadenylation specificity factor complex. Gene Ontology annotation, molecular function: protein binding; nucleic acid binding. The transcript has a single exon. Lineage: Eukaryota; Fungi; Ascomycota; Pichiomycetes; Serinales; Debaryomycetaceae.
AUGGAUGCAUAUCGAGAAUUUAUUGAUCCAUCAAAAGUGAACAACUGUGUGGGAUGCAAUUUCAUCUCAUCAACCAAGAAGAACCUUAUAGUGGGUAAAGGAUCAUUAUUACAAAUUUUUGAGACCAUUCAAUUAAAACAAUCAACUAUUAAUAAACCACAAUAUCGAUUGAAAUUAAUUGAUCAAUUCAAAUUACAAGGAACUAUUACUGAUUUAAAAUCAAUUAGAACUAUUGAAAAUCCUAAUUUGGAUUAUUUAAUGGUAUCGACAAAAUAUGCUAAAUUUUCAAUAAUUAAAUGGGAUCAUCAUUUGAAUACUAUAGCUACAGUUUCUUUACAUUAUUAUGAACAUUGUAUACAGAACUCAACGUUUGAAAAACUUGCUGUGUCGGAAUUGAUUUUAGAACCAACUUAUAAUUCAGUGAGUUGUCUUCGAUUCAAGAAUUUAUUAUGUUUUUUACCCUUUGAAGUUAUAGAAGAUGACGAAGAUGAGGAAGAAGAAGAAGAAGAAGACGAAGAGGAUGAAGAUGAAGGUGAAGAAAAUAUCGAUGACACUAAAGAAAAGAAAGACAAAAAACAAUCCAAAACUGAUACAAUAGAAGAAGAUAAAAAUAGUACCACCACUAAUCAAGAGCCCCGUUUAUUUUAUGAUUCCAGUUUUAUAAUUGAUGCAACUACUUUAGAUUCGUCAAUAGAUACCGUUGUUGAUAUGCAGUUUUUACAUAAUUAUCGUGAACCAACAAUAGCAGUAUUAUCUCUGAAACAAGAAGUUUGGGCAGGAAAUUUGAUCAAAUCUAAAGACAAUAUUCAAUUCCAAGUAUUAACUUUAGAUUUGAAUUUGAAAUCUACAAUUUCGGUAUUUAAAAUUGACAAUUUACCUUAUGAAAUUGAUAGAAUUAUCCCUUUACCAAGUCCAUUAAAUGGUACAUUAUUAGUUGGUUGUAAUGAAUUGAUACAUGUUGAUAAUGGUGGGGUGUUGAAACGUAUCGCUGUUAAUAAAUUCACUCGUUUAAUAACUGCUUCAUUUAAAAGUUUCCAAGAUCAAUCUGAUUUGAAUUUGAAAUUAGAAAAUUGUUCCGUAGUACCUAUCCCUGAUGAUCAUCGAGUCUUGUUGAUUUUACAAACGGGAGAGUUUUAUUUUAUUAAUUUUGAAUUAGAUGGGAAAUCAAUUAAAAGAAUUCAUAUCGAUAAUGUUGAUAAAAAAACCUAUGAUAAAAUACAAUUGAAUCAUCCUGGUGAAGUUGCCAUAUUGGAUAAAAACAUGUUAUUCAUUGCUAAUUCCAAUGGCAAUAGUCCUUUAAUACAAGUCAGAUACCGUGAUUCACUGAAAACACUGGAUACAAAGGAAUCUAAAUUGAAUAAAAUUGAAGAAAAAGAAGAUAACAAAGAUGAUGACGAUAAUGAUGACGACGACGAAGAUGACUUGUAUAAAGAGGAAGAAGAAGAAGAAACUCAAAAAACCAUAAGUAAAUCUCAUAUUGAGUUUUUAUAUCAUGAUGAAUUGAUUAACAAUGGUCCAUCAUCUACUUUCACAUUAGGAAUAUGCUCAAAAGAGAAAUUUAAAUGUAAUUUACCUAAUCCAAACUAUAAUGAGGUUUCUAUUUUGAGUAAUGCUGGAACAGAUUCACAAACCAAAUUGAAUAUAAUCACCCCAACGAUCCAACCAUCAAUCUCCUCAUCAUUAACAUUCUCUCAAGUUAACCGAAUGUGGAAUUUAAAUCAAAAAUAUUUAAUCACUUCAGAUGAUGUCAAUUAUAAAUCGGAAAUUUUUCAAAUUGAAAAAUCUUAUGCGAGAAUGAAAUCAAAGCAUUUUAUUAAUAAUGAAUUAACCAUUAAUAUGCAUGAAUUAAAUAACGGUAAAUUUAUUUUACAAGUGACACCUAAACAAAUUGUCUUGUAUGAUAAUAAAUUCAAAAAGAGAUUCACUUUAAAUGACGAAAUUAAAGACGAUGAAAUUUUGAGUAGUAUUUUGAGAGAUGAAUUUUUAAUGAUUUUCUUAGCUAGUGGUGAUGUCAUGAUUUUUGUCAUUAAUACUUAUAAUGAAUCAUACGAUAAAAUAGAAAUUCCAAAAUUAUUAGACGAUACAAUUAUCACCACUGGGUAUAUCACUAAUUCUUAUUUAUUGAGUGCAGUUUCUAAAAACGUUAAUUUGUUAUUAGAUAAUAAUACCAGCAGCAAUAAGAGAAAGAGAAAACAUAGUGCAUUAAGUAAUUCUGAAGGAAGCAAGAAGAAUACUGGAAAAUCACAACCCUCAACGGCUGCACCACCUCCACCACCAAAAGUAAAUAAAGUAAAGACAUUUGUUUUAGUCACUGGUGAUAAUCGUAUUGUUGCAUUUAAUAGAUUUCAUGGAGAAAAAUGUUAUCAAUUAAAUCAUGUUGAUAAGUUUACUGAAAAUCUUUCCCUUGGAUUUUUUGAUCCAAAUCAACUGACAGUUGAUCCAUUUAUCAAACAAAUCAUGUUGAAUGAAUUGGGUGAUAAAUUUGAUACUAAAGAUGAAUAUCUUACUAUUUUGACUAUUGGUGGUGAAAUAUACAUGUAUAAACUUUAUUUUGAUGGAGAAAAUUAUUUUUUCAAAAAGGAAAAAGAUUUAACUAUUACUGGUGCUCCAGAUAAUGCAUUCCCCUAUGGUACUUCUAUUGAAAGACGUUUAGUAUAUUUCCCAAAUUUAAAUGGAUUUACCAGUAUUUUUGUAACAGGAGUAAUUCCUUAUUUAAUUUUGAAAACUGUUCAUUCAAUUCCAAGAAUUUUCCAAUUUUCGAAAAUAGCUGCCAUGUCAAUUUCAGCAUUUUCCGAUUCCAAAAUUAAAAAUGGAUUGAUUUUUUUGGAUAAUCAACAAAAUGCACGUAUUUGUGAAUUACCAUUAGAUUUUAAUUAUGAAUUCAAUUUACCAAUGAAACAUGUGGAUAUUGGAGAACUGAUCAAAUCAAUAGCAUAUCAUGAGACUUCUGAUACAGUUGUAUUAUCAACGUUUAAACAAAUUCCUUAUGAUUGUCUUGAUGAAGAAGGGAAACCAAUUGCUGGUAUCAUCAAAGAUAUAAAAGACACACCUGCCAUGUCAUUUAAAGGUUCAAUUAAAUUAGUAUCACCUUAUAAUUGGACCGUCAUUGAAACUAUUGAAUUGGAAGAUAAUGAAGUUGGUAUGACUUUAAAAUCCAUGAUUCUUGAUGUUGGAUCAGAAUCAGGGUCAACCCUUGGUUCCGAUCCCAAUUCAUUGAUCAAAAAAUACAAUAAGAAGAAACGAGAAUAUAUUGUUAUUGGAAUUGGGAAAUAUCGUAUGGAAGAUCUUGCUGCUAAUGGGAUUUUUAAAAUAUAUGAAAUCAUUGAUAUUAUCCCAGAACCAGGUAAACCAGAGACCAAUCAUAAAUUUAAAGAAAUUUUCAAAGAAGAAACUCGUGGAGCCAUAACUAGUAUUUGUGAAUUGAGUGGAAGAUUUUUAGUAUCACAAGGUCAAAAAGUGAUUGUUAGGGAUUUACAAGAUGAUGGUACAGUUCCAGUAGCAUUUUUGGAUACACCUGUAUAUGUUUCUGAAUCGAAAAGUUUUGGGAAUUUGUUAAUUUUGGGAGAUCCAUUAAAAGGAUGUUGGUUAGUUGGAUUUGAUGCUGAACCAUUUAGAAUGAUUAUGUUGGGUAAAGAUACUCAACAUAUUUCAGUAGAAUGUGCCGAUUUCAUUAUUAAUGAUGAUGAAAUAUUUGUGUUGGUUGCUGAUAAUAAUAAUGUACUUCAUUUAUUGAAUUAUGAUCCUGAUGAUCCUCAAUCAAUUAAUGGUACCAAAUUAUUAACCAAGGCAUCAUUUGAAUUGAAUUCAACAAUAUCAUGUUUAAGAUCAUUACCAUUGAUUGAUAUUGAAGAAAGUGUCCAAACAGAUGCACUUACUAACAUUGCUGUUCCUCCUCCUCUUCCUCCUAAUACCACUUCAAAUUAUUUCCAAGUGAUUGGAUCUACACAAGAUGGAUCAUUUUUCAAUGUAUUCCCCAUUAAUGAAGCAGCAUAUCGAAGAAUGUAUAUUUUGCAACAACAAUUAAUUGAUAAAGAGUUUCAUUAUUGUGGAUUAAAUCCUAGACUUAAUCGAAUUGGUAGUAUUAAAUUACAAAAUAAUGAAACUAAUACUAAACCAAUAUUAGAUUAUGAUUUAAUUAGAAGAUUUACAAAAUUGAGUGAUGAUAGGAAACGAAAUUUGGCUAAUAAAGUCAGUGGUAAAGGUAUUUAUCAGGAUAUUUGGAAAGAUAUUAUAAGAUUUGAACAUACAUUAAAUGAUCUAUAG